AUGCGGCGCCAUUUGGGCGUUCGGGUCAGCCAGGUGUACCACCUUCGUCAUAUUGUUGUUACAAGUGUAACAUUCCUGGCCAUUGGAUUCGAAACUGCCCUAAUCACCGUAAAGAACCUCCUAAUCGUUCUUCGGACUCUCAGCUUUUUCGCGGGCGCAACGAGACGGAUGACCGUCUCUGCACAGAAUGGCAGCGGGGAUACUGCUCCCCUCCAUGCCAGUACGGGAAACUGCACCGCUGCUCAGCUUGUGACGCCGGUUCCCAUGGUUUGCGCACCUGUAAACGACGCGCUAAUGUCGGCGAAGCCGCCACAAACCGCUGCGACACCUCUCCAGCCUGAUGCAUUCCGUCAUUACAUGCGUAACCAUCCAGACCAACAUUUCGUAAGUGUGGUUAUUGAUAUGAUCACUAAUGGGGCAGAUAUCGGCUAUUUUGGUCCCGUCUGCUCUCGCUUUACCGCAAAUUUUUAGUCUGCGCGUGAGCAUGAUGAUGUCUUAUUAAAGGCUAUUGAAAAAGAAGUUUUAUUAGGCCAUACAGCCGGCCCUUUUAUAAAACCACCGUUUAAGAAUUUUUCCAUAAGUUCUCUUGGUGUUCGUGAGAAAAAACCUAGCGGGCAUCGGGUUAUUCUUGAUUUAUCCCGACCAGAGGGUAACAGUGUGAACGAUUAUAUUGACGGUGACGCAUACACCGUUUCUUACUGUUCGGUUGACGAUGCUGUUCGUUUGUUAACACACAUGGGUGUCGGCGCAAUAAUGUGCAAACAAGAUAUCAAACAUGCAUUUCGUUUGAUUCCCGUACGCGCGGAGGACUGGCCAUUACUCGGCUAUAAAGUUGCCGGUAAUUACUAUUAUGACGUUGUUCUACCGUUUGGUGGAAGGUCGUCUCCGCGGUUAUUUUGCAUGGUUUCUGAAGCGCUACAUUGGAUUGUUGCUAAUGUCUCGAAAAAGUUUAGUUUUCUUCAUUAUGUUGAUGAUUUCUUUAUUGUUGAAUUAACUGUGGAAGCCUGCACGUUCAUUGUUAAUACUUUAUUGCGGAUUGCAAAAGAUCUUGGUAUUCCUUUUUCUCCUGAUAAAGCUGAUGGCCCAUCCACCCGGUUGCCAUUUCUUGGCAUUAUUCUCGACUCAGUUGCCCAAACUCUGUCCCUUCCAGUUGGUAAAUUAGAGGAAAUUGUUGCGUUAAUCUCUAUGUGGCAAAAGCAGUCUGUGUGUUCCAAAAAUGAACUUCAAAGUCUAAUCGGUUCUCUCCAAUUUGCGGCAAAGUGUGUGCCUGCAGGACGUUUGUUCACGCGAAAACUAAUUAAUCUUUUAUCUUCACCUGAUUCUGAUCGAAUUGUGGUUACUAAUGACAUUCUUAAUGAUCUUAAUUGGUGGGCUGAAUUUCUGCCCAAGUGGAAUGGUUGUGCAUCGUUCCUGUCUGUUAACUGGUCACACCCCGAUACUUUACAUCUCUACACGGAUGCGGCAGCCGGCACGGGUUUCGCGGGCUAUUUUGGUGGUGAAUGGUUUGCCUGUCGCUGGCCAUCUGAAGAAAUUGCCAAACGGUGUAUAGCGUUCCUGGAAGUUAUUCCCAUUUAUGUCGCGUGCUUGAUUUGGGCAGAUAAAUUUCGAAAGCAAAAAAUCAUUUUUCAUUGUGAUAACAUGGCAGUUGUUCAAUGUUGGCGUUCGCUUAAUUCAAAAAAUCCAGAUAUACUGCACGUAUUAAGGAAAAUUCUUAUGGUUGCCGCUCUGCACAAUUUCACUAUGUCUGUUAAAGACGUUUCAGGCAUUGAUAAUAUUUUAGCUGAUUCUCUUUCCCGUUUUGAGUUCGAUCGGUUCCGGGCAGCGGCACCGAAUGCUUGUUUACAUCCAAUAGUCGUGCCUGAUUUUUGGUGUGAUAUUUUGCAGAUGCAACUGUUUUCCACCUAAUGCGGCAUCAUAUUUCCGCUUCCACGCGGAAAACAAAUAUGUAAGCCUACAACAUGUAUACAAUAU
Paramacrobiotus metropolitanus is the source of this 1971-nucleotide messenger RNA. RefSeq lists its product as uncharacterized. The transcript has a single exon. The record is from RefSeq and is a predicted model, not a curated record. Lineage: Eukaryota; Metazoa; Tardigrada; Eutardigrada; Parachela; Macrobiotidae.